Nicotiana tabacum (common tobacco) is the source of this 996-nucleotide messenger RNA. The record is from RefSeq and is a predicted model, not a curated record. Lineage: Eukaryota; Viridiplantae; Streptophyta; Magnoliopsida; Solanales; Solanaceae.
AUGGAGUACCUCAACAGAAGAUUGAAGUCAUUGCACUGUAUCCCGGACUUCAACUUUCAUCUCAUAUGUGCCAAGAUGCAGAUCAUACAACUUGGAUUUGCAGAUGACCUUUUAUUGUUUUGCAGAGGAGAUACAUUUUCAGUUCAACUACUAUACAAGUGUUUCCUGGAGUUCUCAAGAGCAUCAGGACUGGAAAUUAAUAAAAAGAAAAGCUCCAUCUUCUUUUGUGGUGUUUCACAGGAUAUUCAAAAAGAAAUACUGGAGUUCCUUGGCAUUCCAAGAGGGAAGUUGUCAGUGAGAUAUCUUGGAGUACCUUUAAGCUCUAAAAGAGUGUCAAUAACUCAAUGCCAACCUCUAAUUGAAAAACUAGUGGGAAGAAUCACAUCCUGGACAGCCAAAUUAUUAUCAUAUGCAACGAGAUUGCAACUCGUCAAAAGAGUUAUUUUAUGGACAUGGGGUAGCACUAUAUCAAAGAAAGCUCUCCUAGCUUGGGAGAAAGUCUAUCAGCCUAAGUCAGCAGAUGGUUUCAAUGUAAUGGACAUAUCCCUAUGGAACAAAGCAGCCAUUAGCAAGAAGCUAUGGAACCUAUGCAAGGAGAAGAAUAAACUAUGGAUCAAAUGGGUGCAUUGUUACUAUAUAAAAAGCAAGCACGUAUGGGAGGUGCAACCUAGCCAAGCUUCAUGGAUUAUGAGGAAGAUUCUGAAAGCCAAAGAAAACUUUGAGAAGGCUGGCUACACCUACGAAGAUCUAAUGCAGAUGCAAACUUGCUCCAUCAAACACUUAUAUCAUAAACUGCGAGGAGACUUCAACAAAGUGAGCUGGAGGAAGUUGGGGAAACAGCUAUCGCCAGAAAUGUAUAGGGUAAAAGAACAUUGGUGUCUAAUUGCAACUCUUGUCCAGCUAUCGCCGGAUUUUUCUGUCAAAUACUUAUUUUUUGGUCUAUUUAUGGUGCUUGAUGCAAUUUUUGAUGUUGCGGUUUCAAGUGUUUCUAGUUAA